AGAAUCUAGUAUACGACAUGGGCCAUGCAUAACUAACAAUAAGGAAAUGUUUUACUCAAAGAAUGUGCAGCUACAACACUCUCUUCUAAGUUCCAACCUUUAAAUAGAAUAGUCCUACAUGUUAUUUUUCUUUCUGUCUGUCUCUCCUGAUUUCAUAUCCACACCCUGCAUUUGGUGCUUCCUUCUCUCUCUCUCUCUUUAAGACUAAAAACUGAAAAAGAGAGGGAAAUAUUCUAGCAAGAUAUAACUCUUAUAGUGUUGUGUACAGAAACAACAACCUAGUCAUAGAUAUUCUUGUUAACAGAAAAGAUCUUUGAUACCAUGAACAGCAAUCAACAAAAGAAGAAAAAUUAUGAAGGUGGUGGUGGAGGAGGAGGUGGUGGAGAGAAAGAGAUGUUACAAUCAACAAAAAAAGGGCAGCAAUUAUCAACCAUAACUUCUUCACCACCCUCAUCAACUACAUGUUCUCCUUCUCAUGAAUUUUCAUUCACAAUAUCUCUUCAUUCAUCAUCAAAUGAAAAAACUAUUACCAAAUCCAAAUCCAAAACCCCUACAGCUACACUGUCACCACCACAUAAUUCAUUUGCAAUAGACUUAUCUCCAGCAGAUGAUAUAUUCUUUCAUGGACAUCUAUUACCUCUUCAUCUCCUUUCUCAUUUACCUAUCUCUCCUCGCUCUUCCACCAAUUCAUUGGAUAGUUUCACUCUUCCUAUCAAAGAAUUACAAGAUGAUAGUAAUAAAAGAGCCACCACCACCACCACCACCAAUACCAACACCACGGUCACUACCAGCAAUACUUACACUAUGAGCAGCAAUAACAUCUACAACAAUGCAAGAGAGAUCAAUGGAAGAAUCAAAGCGAAAUCCUUCUCUUUUUUGAAGUUUCCAAGACGGGCAAAAGGCAGUGAAUUUGAAGAAAGAGAGAAAGAAAUGGAGAAAAAGAAGAAGAAGACUGGUGGUUUUAAUAUGAUUCAGAUUAUAAGGAGGUACGCUAAAAUGGUUCGGCCUCUUUUGUUUUACAAAAAUGGCAGUGGGAAGACGUCUGCUACUACCACUACUAGAAGGGAAACUGCUGCAGGUGCAGGGCACUUUGAUUUUGAGAGAGAACCUUAUUCAUCGUUUUCAGGUAAUUUAAGUUUAAGAGGAACUGAUAGUAAUAAUAAGAAGAGAGAAUCAAGAGGAAGAAGAGGAGAAUUUUCUGCGCCGGCAUCGAUGUGGACGUCUCCGACUAAUAGUGGUCUUCUACUUACAACUCCAUUAGGUGUUCAUUCUUCUUCAAGUGAAAGUAAUAUGGAGGAAUUGCAAAGUGCAAUUCAAGCUGCCAUUGCACAUUGUAAGAACUCAUCCACUCCAAUCAAGGAGGGUGACAAUAAACUUCAAUCCUAAUCUCUUUAUCUCUUAGUUUUAUGUAAAUUUGGAGUACAUUGUAUGGUAUAUAAAUAUAGAAAAAUGAGUUUGGUUUAUUUAGAAGUUUGGUUUAUGAUGAUGCAAAUCAGAGGCCAUUCUUUUUGUGUCUU
Messenger RNA from Papaver somniferum (opium poppy), 1517 nucleotides. Its product is annotated as BRI1 kinase inhibitor 1-like. The record is from RefSeq and is a predicted model, not a curated record. Gene Ontology annotation, cellular component: plasma membrane. Gene Ontology annotation, molecular function: kinase inhibitor activity. The transcript has a single exon. Bases 322 to 1386 code for a protein of 354 amino acids. NCBI's taxonomy places the organism in Eukaryota, Viridiplantae, Streptophyta, Magnoliopsida, Ranunculales, Papaveraceae.